Molecule: messenger RNA, 3923 nt
Organism: Chiloscyllium plagiosum (whitespotted bambooshark)
Lineage: Eukaryota; Metazoa; Chordata; Chondrichthyes; Orectolobiformes; Hemiscylliidae
Gene: rtkn2
Product: rhotekin 2
Biological process (GO): signal transduction; hemopoiesis; positive regulation of cell population proliferation
Source: RefSeq, a predicted model, not a curated record
GGAAAUGCUGUGAUUUACUCAGCGACGGUUACAGUUAGCACGCUCCGCCCUUUGUCUUUGCUGUUGGGGGCGGCGCGAGCUCUUGGAACCUGAGUUUCCGGGAGACGCGCGAAAUUCGAACGUUCGCUCGGGAGCGCGAAGUUUGAACUCUGGUGCCCGGGAUUAGAACGUUAGCCCGGGAGGAAUUCAAACCGCCGGUUGAUGGGAGGCGACCCGCCCCCGGAGCCCAAGGGCUCCGAUAUCCAGGAAAAAAUCAACUUUGAGACUCGGAUGCAGGAAGGGAUCUGCAAACUUCUUGUUGCCUCCACCCAACGGGAUCAGGUGCUGCGUGCUGCGAAAAAUCUGAUAACCUGUAACACUCGAAUUCUUCACUAUAGAGCUGAGUUACAGAGACGUACAGAGGAACAAACCCUGCCCAAAGUGACAGGGAGGUUGUCAGACACUGAGAUUAAACAGCAUUCAGCAUGUUCUGGAAAACUGGCAAUAUCUGAUAUUCGAAUUCCGUUAAUGUGGAAAGACUCUGAUCAUUUCAACAACCGGAGCAAGAGCCCACGUUUUGCUGUGUUUUGCCUGAUGAAGAUUCAUACUCAGAUUUUUGACACUGAGAUGGUUAUUGUGGAUAAGACUGUUACUGACAUCUGCUUUGAGAAUUUGAUGAUCUUUGAUGAUGUGAAGCCAGAGUUCGAGUUGACUUUGGAAGUAUACAGUUCCUGCAUGGAGGAGGGGACUUCUAUUAUCAACACUCCCAAGAGACUGGCCCGAAAACUCAGUACCUCUCUCAGCAGAUCAACGGGAAAGAGACUCUCAUCUGCACUGGAGAAAGGAGACCUUGACUCCUUCCUACGUGCUAACCCAGUAGCUGGUGGUACCAAAUAUUACCUCCUUGCAGAAGCCACACUUAAACUUGAUGAUGUUGAAGACAACUUCCGAACACACUGUCUCACCAUCCUGGGAAAUGAGGAAUCAUCUUUUUGGUUGCCCUUAUAUGGAAAUUUGUGCUGCCGAUUAGUAAUUCAACCAGCAUGCAUGACCAUGGACAUGAUGACUGGGUACCUUAAUCUGGAGCAAAUGGUAGGAGGCCUGUCUAACUGGACAAGGCUAUACUGUGUCCUGAGAAGUGGCUAUCUCACGGCAUAUUACUCUCCUGAAGAAAUCGAGGCACGAGUGGAUCCCACGUUGAAAAUAGCCAUUGAUAAGGAAACAAGGAUCCGUGCAGUAUGCAAAGGUUCAAGGAUAAGGACGUACAGCUUCUCUCUCAUCAACCCCUCCAGUGGUGAGACAAAAAGUCGCGUGUUUGCUGCAGACUGUAAAGAUGAUCUACAACGGUGGAUGGAAGCUUUUUGGCAGCAUUUGGGUGACCUAAGCCAGUGGAAGCAUUGUUGCAAAGAGCUUAUGAAAAUUGAGAUUAUGUCACCACGGAAACCACCUUUAUUCCUCACAAAACAAGCCACUUCAGUCUACGAUGAUAUGAAUGUGCAGUCUCCACAGAAAGAUGAGAGUCUAGUGGACAUUAUCCGGACUAGAAUCCAGGAGACCGAUGGAGAGUUCUUGCUCACUAAGCAGGAUCUAACUGAACCCCCUCAGUGGGCAGCCCUGUUUGAUGGCAGCCACAAUAUGGUUGUCCAGAGGAAUGUUCUGACACCAAAUGGUAGCAGCAAGCUUGCUCUGACAUCACCAGGAAAAGCCAAGAAGAGGCCGGCACCCUCUCCACCCGUGGGAAAGCAGCCAUUCCACCUAGGGGCCCCCCACCCAGAACAGUGUCAGAAAAAGAACACCUGGAGAGUCGCAGCUCUUUCUGAUGUAAGGUCUGAAUUGCCUACCUCCCUGGAUGAUACAAUAGUCCUGGCUCCUCCUGGACAGUGUGCAGCCGAUGAAGUCCAAGGUGAAAAUGUAGCCCAGGUAGUAACCAAGUUGGACCAGCCUAAUACACCUGUACCUGUUCACAGUCAGAAAGGAUCCAUUAAAGCAAAGCUUGAUCCCAGGACCUGGGUUCUGUCUCAAAUGUAAGAUGUGAGAUGGAUUUCUUAGUACCUGGAAACGGUGGGAAAUGCAGAUAGUUUCUCUUUUACAUUGUAUCUCUUUAGGAUUUCUUGGGUAGAUAUCACCAUUUGGGUUUAAUAUGGCCUAUCAAGAAGCCAGUCAUCCCCCUAAGUUGUUAGAAUUUUUUGCCAGUUAUUAUAUUGUCAACAUCUGUCCUAGCAUAGUUAGCAAAAACCUCAGUGCUGUUUCUCCUGUACUAAAGUAAUUUAAGGGAAUUUUUGUCUAACUUUCUUUCCCAUGCUAACUUUAAUUUGAGCAAAAGGUUUUUUUGCAGCUAAAAUAGUGUUAACCUAGGCACUGAAUAGUUUGGCGAGGAAAAUGAAUUCAAAUAGUUGAUUUGUUUUCUGAACUUCUCUAUGUUUAUAUAGCAGUAGACGGAAUUCGAAAGAUUGUGUAUUUUGUUUGCAUUUAAUUUUUGGAAACUGCCGUCAGCUCAAGAGGAUCCCAGAUUUCUUUGACCAGUGAUGUUUUGUUGCUUUGAUUUUGUUUUCAAUGCUGGGCACGAUUAUUAAAGCAAUAAAAUAGUUCAGCUGGCAUGAGCAGUUUUAUUACUGGUUAUUAAUCCGUAACUGAAGUUUAAAUGAAAACUUUACAAAAUGAAGCUUUAUAUCUCCUCUACCCCUCCCAAUUUAAAAAAAUUUCCUAAUAUUUUUGGAAGAAAGACAUGUAUUUAACUCAUUUCUCAUCCUUCAGAUGACAUGGUGUGUUUUAUUGCAAAUCAAUAUUUUGUAAUGUUGGUAAUGGAGGAUCUCAUUUGGACACAGCAGACUCGCACAAAUGGCACUGUGAAAAUGAACAGAUAGUCUGUCGAGGAAUAAAUAUUGACCAGGACUCCGGGGAGAACUCUCCUGCUCUUCAAAGUAGUGGUUUUCAAGUUCUACUGAAGAACCCUCAACCCAGCCAAAACAUGUCAUCUUUGAGAUUGCUGCACUCCCUCAGUACUGAACUAAAAGUGUCAGCCUGGAUUAUGUACUUAAACUUCUGGAGAAUAAUUGAGCCCAUUGCUUUAUUCAGUCAUGGAGUGAUGUUAGUGCUUGGCCAGCACUUGUUUCUGAAUCCUCAUUGCCAUUGAGAAGAUAGUGGUCAACCACCUUCUUGAACUGCCAUAGUCCAUAUAUUGUAGAUAUAUCCUGUUAGAAAGAGGGUUCCAUGAUUUUAACCCUGUGACAGUGAAGAAACAGCUACAUAUUUCCAAGUCAGAAAGUUGUGUAACUUGGAAGGGAACUUGCAGGUGGUGGCGUUGCCCUUCUCCUUGGUAGCAGAGGUCACCAGUUUGGGACAUGCUGUUUAAGAAGUGACAGUAAAAGCUAUAAAUUAUAACUGGCACCUCUAAUACUUUGUAUGUAUUGAAAUGCUCUACUCAUCCACCAAGGGAGGAAUUGUGGCACAGGGUGUAAUGCCCCAGCAUUUAAACCAGAAGCUGCAGGUUCAGUUCCUCCUCCAGGACCUGUUGGCCAUGGUAAGAUCCAGAGAACCGGUUAAUAACCCUUCCAACCUACCCAUGACAGUUGAUGUCUUCAAGCUUCAACUUCUUGUCUCUCUUUCUGUCAACAUGCAGUCCAUUAAGAGAGAGAGAGAUGCCGAUGGCUCUUUGCAGACCAUGGCUACUUUUUGGCAGACUUAUCAUCUGUUUUACUCAGCCUGUGUGUGCUGCCCUCUAUUUUGAAUCUCUCAUCUUAGCUUUCCGUUUAACUGCUAAAUCAAAUCCAAAGGCAUGAAUUCCAGCAAUCUGAAGCUGUGAUUUUUUUUUUUUGUUUUUGAAGUGUCAGGUACUGAAUACUACUGAUCACAUCUGUCAAGGCCUACCGCAAGGUUUAUGCGAGUCUCAGCACCAGCUCGAAGAGCAAUGUGUAGCUCAGGUUGAGGUUCUGAAUGUAGGUUUG